CUACUUUUACGUGGCGCAGCCCUAUACGAUCCCGUACACCUUCGCCAAGAGACCGAAACCCGCCGCGUCGUCGCUGCUGAGGGCGGCAAAGCCGCGCGGUAACAAUUGCCGCGUCAAGUUCUCCAAGCGACUUGGGAACGCCGACUUCUCGCAGAAGGUCAAGCAGGGCGAGUUCUCGCGGAGUCUGAACCAGGUGCACUUCGCGGAGAGUCAGGGUCAAGUGCUCGCGAGCUACCCAAAAGCUGGAUUAUCAUCUCGUGAUCCGAGAAUGACGUCGAUGUUCCGAAGAGGCACGAUCUUCGCGACCUUCUUCUUGUCAUUGCUGGGCGGUGGGCUCGUCUGCGCCGCCCUGGUGACGCAGCACUGGGUGGAGGCACGACCGUGGAGAACGCCGAAUCCUCAGGAGAGCGCUGGCAGAGUUCACUUCGGCUUGUUGCAGGGUAAAAAGGAGUUAAACGUCGCUUACGGAUGGAGGACGUAUCACGUGUCCGUUCCUCAAAUGAUCCGGCAGGAUCCAUCAGUGAUGUCUUGGGGACUUUGGAUCGGUACUUUAACAACGACCUCAGCUGCUCUGGUAGCAGCUGCACUUGCUGCGCUUUUGGCAGUUUUAAAUACGGCUACUUCACCAAGAUCGAAAAUGCUAUCCAUUCCUGGAGUAUAUUUUAUAAAUAUGUUAACGCUGUUAAUGUGCUUAGCAAGCACUUGUACGUGGUUAGCGCAAUAUUAUACGAGACUAUACGUCAACGUGCUUCCAAAGGAGGACAUCGAUAAUAUGUGGACCAGUGAAGGUUCCGCUGAGCUUGGUUAUUCAUUUUGGCUCGUGGUUAGCGCCGGUGUUAUACAUCUCAUUAGUAUAGCAUUAGUCGGCUGGGGCUCAGGUAGAGAAAAGGAUGAUCGUCUGGAACCAAUACCCGCACUCGAAGAGAAAACAGCCGCAGCAAUAAUGUUAUACUAAACGUUAUAUUAUUAAAAUUGACAUGAGACUACGAUUGAAUUACGCUUACGUGCGUAUCGAGUUGAUCUUGUCUAUAUCGAGACUGAACGAAAAUUAACUGAGAUUAAAGAGGAUUCUAAAUACCGAUCGCAUUACAAAUUAAA
This is a messenger RNA of Solenopsis invicta (red fire ant), 1098 nucleotides long. RefSeq lists its product as uncharacterized. The transcript is spliced from 5 exons. Bases 269 to 955 code for a protein of 228 amino acids. The record is from RefSeq and is a predicted model, not a curated record. Lineage: Eukaryota; Metazoa; Arthropoda; Insecta; Hymenoptera; Formicidae.